CCAGACUCCAGUACUAUAUAUAAAGAUGAGGACCAAACUCUACCCACCCAUCUUUUGAUAAUAGCAACAAUCAAUCUUCUUUGAUCGAAGCGGCGGAAAAUGUCUCUGGUGACGGAUGAGAUAAGGCGCAGCGCCACAGAGUUCUACGAGGGAAACGAACUCUGCCAGGAGAAGUCGAAGGUGCUGCUCAGAGAAGUGGGGCUGCCCGCCGGGCUGCUGCCCAUGGAGGACAUGGAGGAGUGCGGCUACGUCAAGGACACCGGGUUCGUGUGGCUCAAGUCCAAGAAGAAGACGGAGCACAAGUUCCAGGAGAUCGGGAAGCUGGUGCAGUAUGGUUGCGAGGUGACGGCCCAUGUGGAGCAGAACAGGAUCAAGAAGCUCACGGGGGUCAAGGCCAAGGAGAUGCUGCUGUGGGUCACCAUCAGCGAGAUCUCCGUGGACGACCCGCCCACCGGGAAGAUCUACUUCAAGAGUUCUCUCGGCGUCGGCAAGACCUUCCCGGUUUCCGCUUUCGAGAUCCCGGAGGAAGAGAAGAAGGAGGAGAAGAAGACAACGGAAGUCAAGGAGGUGUAAUGAAGGGUAGUUAUUUGAAGGCCAGGGUAGUUACGUCCAUCUUUUGAAGGGCAGUUCUUAAUUGAAGGGUAGUUCGAUAUCAUUAUCCCAGAAAAUCGGAAAAUGCAUCAUCAAGCUCGGAUCUGUACGCGUGUCCUAGCUAAUUCUCCCUGUUCUGUUUUAUCAAGUCAUUAUAGAGUCAUAAGUUCUUUGCUGUUUCUGUUCAUCAUAAAAUAUAUUCUCAUCAUACCAACUUACAAAAUAUUCUCCAUCCCCUUUAACUCUAUGUAUUAAAGUUACUUUUCAAGAUGCCCUUAAUAAUACUUUCUAUAUUUCUAUUGUCGUCCCUAAAUUAACAUUCCUAUUUGACUUUAUGAGUUAUUUGGUAAGAAAAACUAAAAAUUAACUUUUUAAGAUUAUCCUCGAUAAUAAUAUACGGAGUGGUAAAGAGAAUUAGUGGUCCAAAUAAAUUUAUAAAUACAUUCAAACUAAAAGUUAUCAAAAAAAAAGUCUAAGUUAAUUUUGAGACAACCCGCAUACUCCCUCCGUAACUUACCCGCUUCAAAAGUAGGUAGAUUAAGAAUAGUGAAAGGAGAUAUAAUUAAGGUCAUGUUUGUUAAUGACUACUAGGGCUGAAAUUGGUGAAAAGCCUGAAAAAGGCUGAAUUACCAAAAGGGUAGUUUAAAAAAAUGGACCUUGCUCAAUAGCCAUCCAAUAAGCCUUCAUUUGGUGUCAACCCCUUCUCCAUUAUUCCGCACCAGUCAAAUUUCCCAACAAAUUAAAAUCCACUUUUCCAUAGCUCCUGCAAAAAUUCCUCCACCCAAUGUAGAAUUCCGUUUGCACCAGAGCCUAUAACUCCCAGCGUAAUUAUUGCCAUAAUUCCAACAAACCAGUGCAGGGCCGAUAAUUCCAAAUCCCACCCAACAAAUAAUGAACACCCAACAAACCAGUGCAGGGGCCGAUUUGGAGAUUAGGAGAAGCCAUCGAUUUGGUGUCAAGAAGCCGGAAGGAGGAGACGAUCGGCAUAUAAAAGUGGGCAAAGGAGUCAUUACAAAAGCAACCAUGAAUUAAUAUGUUUGAGCUGAAAAAAUAGGGGUGGGCACGGUCCGGGACGGUCCGGGAUUUGACUUAUCCCGAUCCCAUCCCAGUUUUAUAAUAACGGCCUGGUACGGUACAGGAUGAGUCUUUAUCCCAAUGUUGUCCCAUUUAAAAUGGGACCGGGACAACCCGAGAAAAACCGGGACUAUUCGGGGUGUCCCAUAAAAAAUAUGCAUUUGUGAAAUGUGAUAUAAAAAUAAGCAUAACAUCAAAAUAAAGACGUAAAUAUUUUUGCAAAUAUAGUUUCCCUAAAAACAUUAAGGAUGUUUUCUUUUGGACUGAAAUUUGCUGGUCUGGUCUCAUCUGGUCUGGUAAACGUCUAGUCUCUGUGUAUUUUAUAACUACAGAAAUUUGGUCUGGUCUUGUCCAGUGGCGG
Molecule: messenger RNA, 2026 nt
Organism: Cuscuta epithymum
Lineage: Eukaryota; Viridiplantae; Streptophyta; Magnoliopsida; Solanales; Convolvulaceae
Source: the annotation of a GenBank genome assembly